This is a messenger RNA of Pecten maximus, 884 nucleotides long. RefSeq lists its product as uncharacterized. Lineage: Eukaryota; Metazoa; Mollusca; Bivalvia; Pectinida; Pectinidae. The record is from RefSeq and is a predicted model, not a curated record. The transcript has 13 exons. The coding region runs from base 81 to 752 and encodes 223 amino acids.
UCUGUUGUGCCUACGUACUUCCUGUUUUCCAAGGAAAAAGUAUCUUGUUGUUACAAUCGCGAAAAAAACUAAUUUUGACAAUGAAUCAAGUUGUGUUGGUGCCCGUGGUUGUUUUGUCCAGCAUCCUGCUGUUAACAGCUCCAGUUGCUGUUGAUGCUGCAGACACUUGUGUCACCGGCAAUGCAAACCAAAAAGAUUGCUGUGCUGCAGCUGGCUGUGGAUGGUAUGAGUGUAGUUACAAUGCAACUUCUCCUGUAAAAGCGUGUCUAAACAAGACCGACCAUGAUACCAUCAACAAGACAUGCCCAGGCAGUACAGAUAGCGCUGACUUGAACAGCAAAUGUGAUGCUGCACAGACCGGCUGCUCAGCCUUAAAUGAAACUACAUGUUGUUCUGAGUCGGAAUGUGGAUUGUAUAAAUGCGAUACAGCAGCAGGUUGCUGGAACUCUUCUGAUGUUAAUGGAUACAAGGCGUAUUGUGAAUCUAGCAACAAAACAGCAGAUUUAACUGACACAUGUCCAGGAACCACAGAUCCCUGCUUGACAAACCAAGCAAACUCUAGCUGCUGCUCUGCUGAUGGUUGUGGCUGGUUCCAGUGUAAAGAUGCUGAUGAUAAACUGAUAGGGAAUGCAACAUGUUUAACCAACACCACAACCAACCUAAUCAACUGUACAUCUCCAGCAACCCCGAAGGACACAUGUAAAGAUGUGCCCACUCCCACACCAGCUCCUUUGUUAAAAUGUAGAAACUGAAACAACCAAAGACACUUGUUGUAACACACCAGGAAACUCCUGCCAAUGGCUCAACUGUACUGGAAUAGCAAUGGAGUGUAGGGCUAGCGAUGCCUCAACUGAAGAUUGUAAAGUCAAAGACAAUAUCUGUAA